Molecule: messenger RNA, 2500 nt
Organism: Enhydra lutris kenyoni (northern sea otter)
Lineage: Eukaryota; Metazoa; Chordata; Mammalia; Carnivora; Mustelidae
Product: haloacid dehalogenase like hydrolase domain containing 2
Exons: 7
Coding region: 120-830 (236 amino acids)
Biological process (GO): dephosphorylation
Molecular function (GO): phosphatase activity
Source: RefSeq, a predicted model, not a curated record
UAGCGGCUGCUUGCCUGCUUGGACUGGUCUCGAGGACGUUGCGGACGGCAGGGCUGUGCUGACUUUCCUGGUAGCGGGGCUUUUGCUGAGGACGGCGUGCGGAGCAGGGGGAAUGAAGGAUGGCAGCACGCCGUGCGUUAAAAGCUGUUUUGGUGGAUCUCAAUGGCACACUUCACGUUGAAGAUGCAGCUGUGCCAGGCGCCCAGGAAGCUCUUAAAAGGUUGCGUGGAGCUUCUGUAAUGGUUAGGUUUGUGACCAAUACAACCAAAGAGAGCAAGCAAGACCUACUGGAUAGGUUGAAAAAAUUGGAGUUUGAUAUCUCUGAAGAUGAAAUAUUCACUUCGCUGACUGCAGCCAGAAAUUUAGUAGAGCAGAAGCAGGUUCGACCCAUGCUGCUAGUGGAUGAUCGGGCGCUCCCUGAUUUCAAAGGAAUACAAACAAGUGAUCCCAAUGCUGUGGUCAUAGGAUUGGCACCAGAACAUUUUCAUUAUCAAAUACUGAAUCAAGCAUUCCGCUUACUCCUGGAUGGGGCCCCUCUGAUAGCAAUCCACAAAGCCAGGUAUUACAAGAGGAAAGACGGCCUCGCCCUGGGGCCUGGACCAUUCGUGACAGCUCUGGAGUAUGCCACAGACACCAAAGCCACAGUCGUGGGAAAACCAGAGAAGACGUUCUUUUUGGAAGCAUUGCGGGGCACUGGCUGUGAACCUGAGGAGGCCGUCAUGAUAGGAGAUGAUUGCAGGGAUGAUGUCGGUGGGGCUCAGAAUGUUGGCAUGCUGGGUAUCUUAGUAAAAACUGCAGCCUCCUGCGAACAUGACUGCCCUUUGAUGUAAGCAAAAAAGAGGAAGUACCAAGAAAGAAAAAGUCCAGAAAAGUCAUCGCACUCAUGGUCCCUCCCUGUAUCCUAAUUUUCAAGUUCCUGCCAUUCACUGUUUUAUUUCCUGGUCACUGAGGAAAUCUCCAGAUAAGUAUUUCUCCUCUUGUCUAUUACCCCUGCGAACAUUUUCUCUCCUCAAUUCACAUCAUUAAGGAUUUAUACUAAGUAUGAAAACCCCCUAUGCCAGUGUCUUGUGGGCCCUGCUUCCUCUGCCAUGGCUGGCUUCUGUUGGUUGUCCCUUCUUUCCUGACUGGCAGUUGGUUGUGGUCAGCCUGUCACGGAGCCAUCUAGUUGGUCUUAGAGAAGCCAGCAGCAGAACACGACCGAAUUGAAAAUGUAUAGCCAGUAAACAGCAAGUCCAGUCCAGGGAAAUAGGCCCAUUUGUACUGUUCAUGUCUGGUCAGAAACAAGCCCAAGUAAGCCCACUGUUCUAAAAGCACACAAAAUGGCUAGCUCUGUUGGUGAUUUUGAAAUCCAUGCAUUGGAACAAAUACUACGCUCCCCAGUGUUGAAAAUGAUCACAAAGGUGUUAAUCUAUCCCAUAAUAAGUGCUUCUUACGGAUGGUCUUGAGCAAUUCUGUUUCUCAGUGAGUGGCACCUGGUGGAAGCUCAGUAUGCAUUUGCCCAACGAUGUUAUUAAAGAUUUGUGACUAGUCCUGCCCAGAAUGUAUUUGCUUAGCAUGUAAAACAGUCACCUAGAAAAGGUGGGGUCACUCUUGAUCUAAUAUCCUCGAAAUGGCUUCCUGUACUCUUCCAGGAAUUCAUCCAUCCAGGAGAGCACAGACUGCCACAGUGAGUGAGGCAGGCGUGAGUGCUGGUGGCCUGCUUUGUUCACGCGGCCCACAUCAGUGAGCACCUGCUGCAUGCCAGCCACCAUUUGAGGUGCUGGAGCUACCACACACGUCUGUAAGCCACUGUGUCGGUGAGGACUUUGUAGAAGCCCCCACCUGCACAGCCAGAUGGCAAGAGCAUUCUGCAAGCCCUUAACUCCGUGGCUAAGAAACUUGACUUUCACAUAUGCGCCCUUAUGCCACUGGAUCCGGGAAGUAGGUGGUAUGGUAGAGCAGUAGUCAGUGACUUCUGUUUGAAACCAAGUAGAAAUGUGGCAAGAGUUUGUACUUAAUGGAAUUUAAGGUUGAGGAAGAACUAGCCCCAGAGUUUUCUGUGUGGCUCCUACCGCGGACAGGUGCCUAGAUGAGGUGAAUGAGGCCGGUGUUUGUUCGCUUUGUACAUUUGAUGCUGGCUCGGGGCCUAUAGGGAAUUCACAGUUAGUAAGACAAAGCAGAAAAUAUUUUCACCACAGCGCAGAGGUGUGGAACAGGACUUUCAGGCUUUCUGUUUGCUGAGCAAAGCCUCAUAAAGAGGUAGUUAAUGGAGAAUGGCGGGAACUGUAGGAAUGGUGGGUCUGUUGUUAGGGGAGCUGGAUUCAGGCAGAGAGUGCUGGAGAAUGCAGAGGGUUAAAUGGGAGAGAUCAAAGGAAAAGGGAUGAGAGAGCAAAGAGAAGGGGAAAGUGCAGAGGUAGCCCCAGGGGCUACAGGGCACUUGGCCUUGUUCCCCAGGGCCUCAGUUGAAGCAGUGUUCCGCCCUUCCUUCCUCCUCCCUCCCUUCUCCCAUUUUCCCUCCUUC